UCACUGACUUCUCCCCACUGGAGAUGUAACUCCUGUCUUAUCUUCGCUCUAGGUGUGUUCUCAAACACUGAAGGGGCCUGGCUCUCUGGGGGUGAUUCCGAGACGUUGAGGGGCAUAGAAGAGACCCUCCUAGAGAAGUAAAGGAUGACCAAAAGCAACGGAGAAGAGCCCAGGGCGGGCGGCAGGAUGCAGAGGUUCCAGCAAGGCGUCCGGAAGCGCACGCUCUUGGCCAAGAAGAAAGUGCAGAACAUCACCAAGGAGGAUGUUAAAAAUUACCUGUUUCGGAAUGCUUUUGUGCUGCUCACCGUCACCGCAGUCGUUGUGGGGACAAUCCUGGGAUUCACACUCCGGCCGUACAGAAUGACCUACCGGGAGGUCAAGUACUUCUCCUUCCCCGGGGAGCUGCUCAUGCGGAUGCUGCAGAUGCUGGUGCUGCCGCUGAUCAUCUCCAGUCUCGUCACAGGAAUGGCGGCUCUGGAUAGAAAGGCAUCGGGGAAGAUGGGAAUGCGCGCUGUAGUCUAUUACAUGACUACGACCAUCAUCGCCGUGGUGAUCGGCAUAAUCAUUGUCAUCAUCAUCCAUCCCGGGAAGGGCACAAAGGAGCACAUGCACAGAGAAGGCAAGGUUAUACAAGUGACGGCUGCAGACGCCUUCCUGGACUUGAUCAGGAAUAUGUUCCCUCCAAAUCUGGUGGAAGCCUGCUUUAAACAGUUUAAAACCAACUAUGAGAAGAGAAGCAUUAAAGUGCCCGUUCCGUCUAAUGAAACGCUCCUGGGUGCCGUGAUCAACAACGUGUCGGAAGCCAUGGAGACACUUUCCAAGAUCACGGAGGAGAUGGUCCCGGUCCCCGGCUCCGUGAACGGGGUCAAUGCGCUGGGCCUGGUCGUCUUCUCCAUGUGUUUUGGCUUCGUGAUUGGAAACAUGAAGGAGCAGGGCCAAGCCCUGCGGGACUUCUUCGACUCUCUCAAUGAGGCCAUCAUGAGGCUGGUGGCAGUGAUCAUGUGGUACGCCCCCCUGGGCAUCCUCUUCCUGAUUGCAGGCAAAAUAGUUGAGAUGGAGGACAUGGGCGUGAUCGGGGGCCAGCUGGCCAUGUACACCAUGACGGUCAUCAUCGGCCUGCUCAUCCACGCCGUCAUCGUCCUGCCCCUCCUCUACUUCUUGGUGACGCGGAAAAACCCUUGGGUUUUCAUCGGAGGGCUGCUGCAGGCGCUCAUCACGGCGCUGGGAACCUCCUCCAGCUCGGCCACCCUGCCCAUCACCUUCAAGUGCCUGGAAGAGAACAAUGGUGUGGACAAACGCGUCACCAGGUUCGUGCUCCCGGUGGGGGCCACCAUUAACAUGGAUGGGACCGCCCUCUACGAGGCUCUGGCUGCCAUUUUCAUCGCUCAAGUUAACAACUUCGACCUGAACUUUGGACAGAUUAUUACGAUCAGCAUCACAGCCACGGCGGCCAGCAUCGGGGCAGCUGGGAUCCCUCAGGCAGGCCUGGUCACCAUGGUCAUCGUGCUGACCUCUGUGGGCCUGCCCACCGACGACAUCACGCUCAUCAUCGCGGUGGACUGGUUCCUGGACCGCCUUCGCACCACCACCAACGUGCUGGGAGACUCCCUGGGGGCCGGCAUUGUGGAGCACUUGUCUCGACAUGAACUGAAGAACCCCGAUGUGGAGAUGGGUAACUCAGUGAUCGAAGAGAACGAAAUGAAGAAACCCUAUCAGCUGAUUGCCCAGGAGAGCGACGCUGAGAAACCCAUCGACAAUGAAACCAAGAUGUAGACUAACAGAAAGAAGUGCUCUCUUGAGCACCAGGGUUUGAAAACCAUAACAAAAUGUUUCCAUCUCGUUACAGCUUAUCCUCUCCAGGAAGCCCCUUACUCCCUGUCCUCCCAACUCUGGUAGGAUUUGCAAGUGCGCAUCCAAACACGAGGGAGGGUGUGGCAGCGGCCAGCAUGUGUAGUGUUCAUCCCGCAUUCGAAGGUUUCAAGUCAUUUCAUGUUAGUCUUCUCUAAGAAGGUACCGAGAUUUAAAAAAAAAAAUAGUCUUGAUCAGAUUUUGCAAGUUUAUGUGACACACAAUCCUGUAAAUGUGAUUUUUUUAUAAGUUAGAGUCAAGCAAAUAGUAGGUUAAACAUGCGCUUAAAUCAACUUUCAAACUUUGAAAGUCCUUCAGAACACACUUCAACUUUAGGAUCAAAACAGAACAACUUGAUAAACUGCACUUGGCUUUCAGUUGGACAGAAGGCUUUUCUCCCCUUUCUGUCCUGAUUUGUGUGUUUGUUUUAUUAGUAGCAGGACCAUAUGAAUCCACACCUAGCACAGCUGUGAGGAGGUGCAUAAAGUGAACUUUCCAUGUGGCCAUGGGCAAGUUACGUGUUAUCUCUAGGCCUCAGUGUCCUCAUCUGUAAAAUGGGUGAGUUCCCUAAACGCCUUCGUGGUCACUUGUAACCCAAAUAUCCUGUCCUCUAUUUCCCCUGGGAACAUCCAGUAGCAAGCAUCAUCCCAUGGAUGUUGAUGGGGAAUGAACGCUUCUGAGUAGGGCCAGGAUGUGGUGUGGGUUGCCAGGUCCUGUAUACAAAAUGUCAGCUGUACACGUCACCAGGUCAGAGGAGGCGUGGAAUUAUUCACAAUCUCUCCACUCAGUUCUUCCCGACGGGGAGUUUUCCCUUCUUCCUACCCUUCCCUGGACUGGUCUGGGAAGGAUAUUUCCCACCACUCCUCAACUGACGGUAGACUUUUAGAAACUAAAAUGUAAGACUAGCAACUAGCGAGGGUGCUCGUGGUCUUACUGUGGAACAGGAAAGAGCCAGCUAGGGAAGAACAAAGCAGAGUUGACAUUCGAAAGAGAGGAUUUUUAAGUAUCAAGGUUAUAUAGAGGUCAUCUUUAAGGAAGAAUUUUUUAAUGAAAAAGGUUCUUUUUUUUUUUUUUUUAACCAGAAACACUUUUUCUCUUCAGUUCAGAAACAUUCCUCAAGGAAGUCUGCAUAUCAGAAUAUGAGAUUCCUUGUUAUAUAUUUUAAACAAGUCAAACGAAUGAGCGCUCUCUCUAAUAGAGGUCUGUGAGCUGGGUGGGUGGUCUCCCAUUUGAAAAGGUUUUGGACUAUCAUCAAAAGUUCUUGGAAUGAGGGAAACAAGAUAUGUCUUUGUGUUGGAAUUCCACCUAACCAUUCAAAACCUUCCGCUGGAGUGGGGUUUUGCUUGGUUUUAUUUGUGUCCCUGAGAGAAAUGGUAGGCGAGGAAUCAGUAUAAAGACAUGGUCAAUGUGGUUCCAAGAAAAAAACGGCCGGGGCGUUGGUUCAGGCAAGGCAGCUCCCGGGUUUAGAGAUUAAUUUUUCCCCCCUGAGGAACAUCCGGCCACAUACAUGGAGCGGGAGCUGUCGGACGGUGCCAGCCAGCGGUGUUUGAGUUUCUGACCGAACAUGGUGGAGGGUGGACUUAAUGAUGCUAACAGACUGAGAAGCUAGACAUGCGUCCUCCGGUUUGCAAUUAGAGAGAUUUGUAUAUAGACUCCGAGCAUUAUGUAUGCGUAAAAGUUAACAUUAGGCCGGUGUGCAGUAACCCUUUAAUGUCGAGGCUCUAUUUGGGGAACACGCUACAGAAGUUCCUGUGCGCGAUGUCAUCUUACACCGGUAGAGCAAGAAUUAAUCGUGUCAAAUGACUUGUUACGCGACGUGAUCACUUUUAUACACUAACCAUUUCUUAGGGAGCUGAGCGCAAGGCCUCUAGGCCGAGCCUCUCGCCCGCCCAUCACAGGCUCUGCGGGGUCACGCACCCAGGUGGGCGGGGAGCCUUACCUUGUAGAUGUAUUUUCAAUAAAGAAAAACUAGUUUUACAUGA
Molecule: messenger RNA, 3830 nt
Organism: Myotis davidii
Lineage: Eukaryota; Metazoa; Chordata; Mammalia; Chiroptera; Vespertilionidae
Gene: SLC1A3
Product: solute carrier family 1 (glial high affinity glutamate transporter), member 3
Exons: 9
Coding region: 145-1773 (542 amino acids)
Biological process (GO): D-aspartate import across plasma membrane; L-aspartate import across plasma membrane; L-glutamate import across plasma membrane
Cellular component (GO): plasma membrane
Molecular function (GO): L-glutamate transmembrane transporter activity; neutral L-amino acid transmembrane transporter activity; glutamate:sodium symporter activity
Source: RefSeq, a predicted model, not a curated record